CUGUCACCUGAGAACAGUCUCUGUGGACCACAUCACCAUGGCACCACCUUCACUUGAUACCAGAGGGGACUUGUUGUCUCACAGAGGAGCCAUUCAGAAGGUGAAAUGCAUGAAGACUAAAUCAGAGAUGAACUGGCCCUCAAUGUAGGGAAGCAGAUAAGAAACUUUUCGCUUUGUGGUUGUGAAAAAUGUCUUUGGGUCACAACAGUCUCUUUUCAUUUCUAGACUCAAGUGUGUGUCUUAAAAAUUACAAUCAGCUGAAUGGGAGGAAGUGGCAGAAAGAAAGGUGUCCAAACAUGAAUGUACAAAAACACUGCUGCAACACAAGGUACUGUGUAUUGCCUUGCGUGAGACUUACAGGUUUGUUCCCGUCAUCCUCAUUUAUGAUACUGACUGCGCUCACCAUGCUUUUUCUCAAAGCAAAUGUGACAGCAGCAAUGAAAGUGACCUCAAGUGGGCCACAAACUUUGAAGAUGGCUCAAGGGGAACCGGUUACACUAGACUGCACCUACUCAUCAAGUCAAGCAGACAUAGGCGAGCUUGACAUUGAGUGGUCAAUUGUCAGCCCAGACACCACAAAAAAAGACCAGAUGAUCAUAUCAUACACAGGUGGAAGGAGAUAUACCCAUGGUGACCCUGAUUUAAUGAAAGGUGUGGACUUCACAGCUAUAGACCCUUCCCAGGGAGAUGCAUCUCUAUCGAUCGCCUCACUGACGGCCAGUCACGAUGGAACGUAUCAGUGCAAAGUCAAAAAGACACCUGGGGUGGACAGCCGGAAAAUAUCACUGAUUGUGAUGGUGAGGCCGUCUGUGCCGAAGUGUUGGGUUGAUGGCGUUGAAGCCGUGGGUGAGCCAGCAUCUCUCCGCUGCAGAUCAGAUCAAGGCUCUGCUCCUCUGCUGUAUUCAUGGAGGAGAGAGAGCGGAGGUUCCAUUCCUCCAGAUGCCAUUCAGAACUCCCUCACAGGAGAACUUCUAAUCAGUAACCACUCCGUAAGCCACUCUGGUGUCUAUUCCUGUGAAGUUUCCAAUGCUGUUGGUAAAGAGAGCUGUCGGCUUAACCUUCAAGCUUUGAAGCCUCCUAACAGGGCAGGGGUCAUUACAGGAACCGUUGUUGGAUGUUUACUGCUAAUCAUGAUCAUUCUGAUCAUUAUAUGGCUUCUCAUCUUCAGAUGUAACUGGAAUCGACAUGAGAAAGAGUUCUCCAAUGACAUUAGAGAGGACGUUCCAGCUCCUGAGAGUCGCCCUACCAGCCGGAUCUCCAGCUUCCGUUCAGGUGUGGCCUAUAGCCAGGUGGGCCAAACCCAAAAUGAGCAUCCGCUCUCAACUAACACCAGCUACAGCACUGCAAAGUAUGACAGCAAGUUUGGCUAUGCCGUAUGAGAUUCUAGGUAGUCAUAUUUGUAUUAUACUGAAAAUUGUCAUUAGUUUGCAGUUACUAAAUGAAUGAACUUUUAGUGGAUUUGAUCAUGUUACAAUUUACAAAAUGGAAUCAACAUGCUGUCUUGUAAUUGUGUAACAUUCAAUGUAAUUAUACAUUAGAUGUAAUAUGAGAGAAGGAUACAUUACAUGUCUCAGAAUAAUGAUGCACAAGCAGGUCUAGAUCAUAUAAGAUUGUGAUGGUAUUGGUAGAACUCUUACCAAGACCUUAAUCCAAUAUUUGAAUGUGAAGAGCUUCCAAUAUUGAUGUGUUUUGUCAAGAUUUUGUACAUAAAUAUAUGUAUGCUUUUUCUGAGAUUUGGAUGUUGAUGGUUAUGAUCGAACAAGCCAUUUAAAUUCAAUGACAAAAAUAAAUCACAAACAAUAAUUUGAUGUAUAGAAUUAGAACUUUCUUUAUUCUAAAGUAUUUUUAUUUGAUAAAAUGUGUUGUUUUGCUGUUGUUUUGUCUCUAUUUUUGCCCAAAAGAUAUUACUAAAAUGUAUUAGAUUUUUUUUUAUCUUUGUUUUUGCCCAUAAAGAAUAA
Carassius carassius (crucian carp) is the source of this 1958-nucleotide messenger RNA. It is a transcript of the gene vsig8a, whose product is annotated as V-set and immunoglobulin domain containing 8a. Lineage: Eukaryota; Metazoa; Chordata; Actinopteri; Cypriniformes; Cyprinidae. The coding region runs from base 189 to 1379 and encodes 396 amino acids. The record is from RefSeq and is a predicted model, not a curated record. The transcript is spliced from 10 exons.